AUGUCAAACGAAACUCCAACCAAAGCAACUAUAUUAUUUGUGUAUAAUACGGGACAAUUCACGAUUUUGCGUGUCAUAAUUUCACAGGGGGCAUUAAUUAAUUAUUCUCAGGGUAAAUUGAUUUAUGCAAACUUUGCGCAAGAAAGCGAUUUUACUGCCUUACAAGAUAUGGGAGUGGAUAUGAAUGGGACCAUAGCCCUUGUUAAAUACGGGGGUGGUGUAGGUCGUGGUGGGAAGGCGAUUAACGCGGAAAAGUUUGGAGUGAUUGGAGUUCUCGUGUAUUCUGACCCUGCUAACUAUGCUGUAGAAGGCGAACAAGGCUACCCAAUCGAUUCUAGCUUGCCAGGCACCGGUGUACAGCGUGGGUCGGCAUUGGGGGAUCAUGGAGACCCGUCAACGCCAGAUUAUCCAUCAACCGAGUAUGCAUACAGGGUACCACUGGAAGAAAUCAAACAAUUUCCCCCCAUUCCCUUGCAGCCCAUUGCUUACGAAGACGCAGAGGCCAUGUUAAAGUUAGUUGCAAUGCAUUUGCUCGAACUUAAUUGGCACUCACGUAUUAAUAACAACGACAGCAGCAACAGCAGGACUCUGAUGUUCGGCAGUUGGGGUUCGGAAGAGUUCGGUUUACUCGGUUCGAACGAAUGGUUAGAGGAACAUUGGACAUUCGCUUCAGAACGAAUGGUCAGUUACAUCAACCUUGAUAUUGCUGUGUUUGCCAAUCAAUCGUUUGCAGCGGCUGCUAGUCCAUUGAUGUCGAAGGCACUGUACAGUGCUGCUCAACGGGUGACCGACCCUGCUAAUAUUGCGAACACAGUCAAGGACACUUGGUUGGAAAACUUUCCAAACGCCGACAACACUCAACCGGAAUUGCGAAAACUGUCCACGAGUUCAGAUUACGCCCCAUUUUACCAAACGAUGGGAGUAACAUCAGCCGAUCUCUCGUAUCGUGGGAACGCGAAACGAGAUCCGAGAUACAAUAUCUCACCCUACCCAACCUACCACACAGCCUACGAUACGUUUGAUUACGUUGAAAGAUUUGUGGAUCCUGGAUUCGUGGCCCACACUGCUGUAUCAAAGGUAUCCGGAGUCAUCAUGAUCUUACUUUCCGAUUCUCUUGUUUUGCCGUUCGACGUCCAGAACUUUGCGAAUUACGUCAAGUCGCAAGUCGUUGCUACAGAGACGGAGUUCGGGAAUAGCCUUUCCGCAAAUGGAAUAUCGUUAGAGUUCUUGAAAAGCGCUGGCGACAAGUUCGUGAGCUCAGCGGAGAGCUUCCAAAACUACAUCGACGCCACAUUGGACAGAACCGACCCAAAAGACAUCAACUGCGUAAACGAGCGAUUGCUUUUACUGGAACGAACAUUCAUUGAACCUAAAGGACUUCCUGGGCAACCACAGCUAAGACACGUUUCCGGCUCCCCUGCUUUGACAAGUGGCUCCUCCGGGUCGUUUCCAGGUUUAAAAGACGCAAUGUCUGCGAUAACGCCUUCUGAUAAGAAGCAAUGGGAACUGGUGAAACAGCAAUUGGCAUUGGUCACUUACAAAAUCGAAACUGCAGCUCAGUUUUUGACAAUAUAGCUACAUUGGCUUUAAAUCUUUAAUUGAUUUAGUGCUGAACUUGAACGCAAUGUAUAUUUCUUGGUCUGCUACAACAUAUGGUGUAGUUACAAGUGUAUUUGCAUGGCUAAUAUCACAAAUAUAUGUGGUAUAUUUAAAAUAUAUUUUCCUGAAUUGAAUGAAUGAAUGAA
Molecule: messenger RNA, 1745 nt
Organism: Ciona intestinalis (vase tunicate)
Lineage: Eukaryota; Metazoa; Chordata; Ascidiacea; Phlebobranchia; Cionidae
Source: RefSeq, a predicted model, not a curated record